Molecule: messenger RNA, 1642 nt
Organism: Harpegnathos saltator (Jerdon's jumping ant)
Lineage: Eukaryota; Metazoa; Arthropoda; Insecta; Hymenoptera; Formicidae
Exons: 3
Coding region: 330-1367 (345 amino acids)
Source: RefSeq, a predicted model, not a curated record
GUUAUCGCUUUCGAUUGUUUUACAGGCGUAUACGACAUCGCCGAGGGACAUUAUAUCUGCCUCUAAGUAUACACUAGUUCAGCGAUAAAAAACAGACCUAAUAUUUCUUGUUUUUUAUCGUCUCAAGUUAUCAUAAUGUAUCUAAUUUUUUAUUUAAUUAGACAAAUAAAAUGCAUGUAAAAUAAUCAACAAUGUGCAACAAGUUUCGAACAUCUUUAAAAAAUCAUUUAAAUCAAUAUAAGUAAGGUCAACAUGGAUACAAACACGCACACACAUAUAAUGUAGUAUACUUAACUUAAUGUUUAUAUAUUUACAUUGUGUGCUGUGACAUGGAUGCAGACCUAUUAAGAGCAAUAUUGAGGAGCUUCAACGAUUCAGAAAAUGUUACCGAGUCUGAGGAUUAUAAAAACAUAUCAAAGGAAGUUGUACUUCAAUCUAAUGCAAUAUCUGAUGCUCUAUACACAUCAUUGAGCAACCUUUUAUGCUAUAAAGUGUCCAAACAGGCUUAUCAACGCUACUCAGUUCGGCUGUUGAUAAUUGACAUUGUACGGCGAUGGUGCAAAACUACGAGCAAUUUUAAUCAUUUACGGAUCUUUACAUCUGAAGAAAAUAACUUGAAGUUUGUUACUAAUCUCUUGGACAAGUGUCUCACGAAUGAUAUUCUAACUAACUGCUGCUCGAACGAUGCUCUAAUAUCUUUGACCACUGCUGUGAUGUAUCUGUCAAUGGAAAAUCCGUCGCUUAUGCACCAUUUGGACAGAUUACUUGUGAGACUUUUGCGAUUAAAGACAGAUGAUAAAAUCGAGAGGUUACUACACGAUGUUCUGAGCACAGAUCUGGACCUCAAGUUGUCUACAAAGGAGGAGAUAUAUCUUUCUCAAAGAUCAAGCUUGAUAGAAAGACCUCUACUCGACAGUUUUACGUGCAUGUUCUCUGAUGCAAAUGAAGAAAAUUGUUUAAAAAAACAGCGCGACGCUGAAAAAACGCUGAGUCGUUUGUUGGCGCUUAGCGCCGCAUCCGCGUGCGUCUUCCAAUUGGUGUUCAGUUUCUUGAAGGAGCUGCUGGUUCAGCUACAGUACGCUCCCGCGGUUAUAGACUUCAUAAACUCGAUAUUGAAACGAGUGGACGCCUAUUGCGAGGAUCAAGGCAAGGAGAUAUUGGAUCUUUAUCCCAGGAGACUGUGUCCCUGUGUGAUUUUACUGAAGAUAAAGCCAGAGCAUCACACCGCGCAAACCAAGGAAUAUAUACUGCAGACUGUCAAACGAAUUUUCGUUGAGAAUAAGAACGUUGUAUUAAUUCUGAUGUCUCAGUUCCCCGAAUGGCUGGAAUUCCUUCCGGCUUACAUCACUAACGACGCGCAAAGCUGACUAUCGUGGAGAUUGAUGUAUCUCUUCGUUGAUUGUUACUUGCGCGAGUCCAAUUGUUACGUAAUAUAUAAUUAAAUACCGCGAAACCCUUGUUCUUCUUACUGUAUUUAUUGUACAUAUAAACAUUCUAGAGAAUAAGAAUUUUAUAAAUUUUUUCAAAGGGACAUACAACAGAACGUCUAUACUACUCGUCUAGGUAGACUUUGCUUCAUUCUCUCGGCCGCAAAACGCAUGCUAAUAAAGUCUUUCCGGAAAAAAAGACGAUAUAGCGACCG